This is a messenger RNA of Mya arenaria, 1524 nucleotides long. RefSeq names its product neuromedin-U receptor 1-like. Gene Ontology annotation, cellular component: membrane. The transcript has 2 exons. The record is from RefSeq and is a predicted model, not a curated record. Gene Ontology annotation, molecular function: G protein-coupled peptide receptor activity. Gene Ontology annotation, biological process: neuropeptide signaling pathway. The coding region runs from base 144 to 1418 and encodes 424 amino acids. NCBI's taxonomy places the organism in Eukaryota, Metazoa, Mollusca, Bivalvia, Myida, Myidae.
CAAACGUACUUAAAUAAGAACAGUUAUUGCGUGUCUGUCAUAAAGGAUACCUAUUUGUGGAAGGUUCGAAGUCCCGAUGUUGUGCUGAAUGUGAAAACCUGGGAGACUUCAUUGAAUAAACCGACAACAACGACACAGAUGCAAUGGAAUGGAAUACAUCCGACGACGUAUCCAUGGCGACCACGACCUUGUCCCCUGAGGAAAUUGACGCGGCAUUAAGUCACUAUAAUGAAGUGCAGGCGCUCCGAUAUUUCCCAGUGUUUGCUUUUCUGGUAAUUGUUAUGGUUGUUGGGACGAUUGGAAAUGGCCUUGUUUUGUUCGUUUAUUGCAAACGCUUCAGAAAAACCUCCUCCAACUAUUUUAUUGUUGCGAUGGCGGUGUUUGACAUGUUGGCCUGUCUAAUUGGCCUCCCAACAGAGAUAUAUGACCUUUGGUUCUCCUACACAUUCUACAGCGAAGCAGUUUGUAAGAUAUUCAGAUACACGGAGGCGGUUGUUGUAUACGGGUCUGCGAUCAUUUUGGUGGAGAUCGCUUUUGACAGAUACUUUAAGAUAUGUAAGCCAUUGAUGUUGAUUGAGUUGUACAAGAUUAAAUCAAUGUGUAUUGGAGCCGGAAUCGCCGCAGUUCUCAUAGCAAUCCCAGCCCUUAUUCUGUAUGGAAUCUCCCGAACAGAAACGCCAGAUGGACGAAUUCAAGGAUUCGACUGUUCCAUUGCGGAGGCAUAUCGUAAACAAUCUUUCUCCCAGAUAUAUUACCUAAUGCUGGGGGCGGUUUUCGUUAUCACAGUAACUGUACUGACCAUCCUAUACGUGCGUAUCUAUAUUGAGAUCAGAAAGCGGAAGAAACUUGUUAUUGGAGAUCAGGUCCAAAGACCGAGCAAGGAAGAAAUCCAACUGAAUGGAAUGAACUCAAAUGACCAAAAGACUAAGAAAUUACGGGUUGUGCGCUACUGCUCUGAAUAUUCGGAUGAGGACUCGGACCUAGCAGCGAGGACUGCGUUUCGGCCUACUCUUCAAACGCUUGCUGAAGCCAUCACCAAGUUCCGCGUCACAAGGACCACGAUAGUAUUAUUCGCUGUCACUGUGGCGUUUAUUAUCAGUUACCUUCCCGGAAUUAUAAUUAUGAUCUGUCGCUCAGCCAUUCAGGACUUGGAGAGCCAUCAGACAAUUGCUGAACAUGUUCUCAGCAAGCUUUUUUCCAAAUUUUACUUUCUCAACAAUGCCAUUAAUCCGAUUAUCUAUAGCUUCUUAAACAUCAGUUUUCGUAGACGGUGUGUUAUUUUGGUAAAGAAGGCACUCUUUUGUCGGCAUUUUAAGUUCAAGUUCCGACGACCAAUGUACGACAAAGCAGGGUCCCAGAAAAGCUCCAAAAGCACCAAAAGUAACAAAAGUACCAAAGAGCUAAACGUAGUUUUGUAAAAACCCACAUACAUAUUUGGCCAGAUAUUUUCUGAUAUAAAUACAAAUGACUGUACAGUACGAAAUGUAAGUUUAUAUUGUAAAUGUGAAAUGAUUUGUUUUUGGU